AUGGGAUCCANUCAUAAGGGAGAGGACCUUUUUCGUGAUCUGUUUACUGGUGUCGACGAUGUUGACGACACUAGUGAUGCAACGGAUAUUUUCCACGGAGUGCAACAGGCUUUGAAUUGGGUAAGAUUUAACUUACUUUUCGCAACAGUUCAUCGAGAAGCAUGUUCUCGGUCUCGUGUCGAGCUGCAUCGAUGCGAGGCCGACCUCCAACGGGUCACAGAGGAGAGGAACACCCUUAAACUCCUCUUAGAGCAAAGGGGAGAGGAAAUUAAGGACCUCCGAGCUGAGUUGGCCAAGGCUCACCAAGGUCAGAUCGAUCUGACCGAGAAGCAAAAGCUUGAGAUGAUCGGGAAACUCCGUGAGGAGAUCGAUAUGAUAAAGGCGGAGUCCUUGAAAUUGAAAAAAAAUAUGGACCUCUUUGCUGCAGAGUACUUUGACUCGAGCUUCCACGACAUCGAUAAGCGGCCUUCCGGCCUUAGGCGUCAAGUUGUUGAUUUUAUCUUGAAGGUCGACUUCGUUGUCAAUAGGAUUCUCUCCCCUAGUGCGGUUGCAACGGCUCUUGUCUGUGAGUUCGAUAUUGGCGCGAGCUCGGCAUUGACUCGAGCUCUCGAUCUUGACUCGAGCUCGAUUCUGACUCGAAGUCCGGAGUACCAUUUCAAUAUUGAAGAAGCUACAAUCAAAGACAUACAAUUGGCCUUUGCCCAAAACAAGCUCACAUCAAGAAAACUCGUUGACUUGUACUUGCAUAAAAUUGAGACCCUUAAUCUUGUUCUUCGUGGAGUUAUCGAAGUGAAUCCGGACGUGCGAAAACAAGCCGAUGAAGCUGAUAAACAAAGGGAGAUAAUUAAGAAGAAAAUGAGCAGUUUACACGGUAUUCCUGUUCUGGUCAAAGAUAGCAUAGCAACAAAGGAUAAACUUAAUACUACUGCGGGGUCUUACGCGUUGCUAGGUUCAGAGGUGCGUAGAGAUGCUACAGUUGUGGAGAGGCUAAGGAAUGAUGGUGCUUUGAUUUUGGGAAAGGCUAGUAUGAGUGAAUGGUACCAUUUUCGAUCUUUCAGUAUUCCUGAUGGAUGGUCUGCUACAGGUGGCCAAGGUGUGGUGAGCCUCAAACCCACCGUUGGACUCACUAGCCGUGUUGGUGUCAUUCCCCUCUCUCCUCGACAGGACACAAUUGGGCCCAUAUGCAGAACGGUUUCAGAUGCUGUAUAUGUUCUUGAUUCCAUUGUUGGCUUCGAUAUAAGAGACCUUGAAGCAACAAGGGCAGCAGCAAAGUUCAUUCCAGCCGGUGGUUAUAAACAAUUUCUCAAUGAAGAUGGCCUUAAGGGAAAGAGAUUGGGUGUGGUAAGACAUCCUUCGAUAUUGACUGGUCAUUUGCAGACACUAAGGCAAAGAGGUGCAGUUGUAUUGGAUAAUCUUGAAAUUCCAAAUAUUGAUGUGGUUUUAGACCCCAAUCAAAGUGGUGCGGAAGUGGCAUUACUAGCAGAGUUCAAGCUCUCACUCAACAAUUAUCUAGCAGAGCUAGUCACACUCCCAGUUAGAUCACUCGCUGAGAUAAUAGCCUUCAACCAGAAUAACCCAAAAUUGGAAGGAAGUAAAAGCUUUGGUCAAGAAAUUUUCAUAGCAGCAGAAGCAACAAAAGGGAUUGGAGAGAAAGAGAGGAAGGCAAUGGCGAUGAUGGAGAAACUUUCAGAAGAUGGAUUUGAGAAACUGAUGAUAGAGAAUGAACUGGAUGCCUUAGUGAACAUAGGUUCAGGUGUUUCCACAGUUUUGGCUAUUGGAGGAUAUCCAGCAAUAAUAGUUCCUGCUGGUUAUAAUAGUACUAAUGGUAUGCCUUUUGGUAUAUGCUUUGGAGGGGUGAAAGGAAGUGAACCAAAGCUGAUUGAGAUCGCUUAUGCUUUUGAACAAGCGACCAUGAUCUGCAGACCUCCUUUCUCCAAGUCAAUUAAUACUCUUAUUCCUUCAUUUUAAAAGCUUCAAAGUUCUUGGUUUUGUGGGGAAUUCAA
Molecule: messenger RNA, 2003 nt
Organism: Nicotiana tabacum (common tobacco)
Lineage: Eukaryota; Viridiplantae; Streptophyta; Magnoliopsida; Solanales; Solanaceae
Source: RefSeq, a predicted model, not a curated record